CUAAGCGCAUAAUGACCUGACUUCGCCAUUGGCAUGACUCGCGCUUGCCAGAUAAUAGCAGUUACAUUAGGUUUAUCUUGCGGAAUAUACGUGGCGCAAUGACGUGCACGAGCCUCGUAAUGAUUUUUAUACUAGCAGUGCUGCCAUGCAUAUUUCGAUCGGUCCAAGGAGUGUCUGUCAAACUCGAAAAGGAUAUCCUAGAUAACAACACCUUUCCCAAGGAUUUUCUGUUCGGAGUUUCGACCUACGCACCUCAAUACGAAGGUGCAUGGAAUGUGAGCGACAAAGGAGAGUCCGUGUGGGAUCAUAUGAUUCAUGCAAAUCCGGGACUAAUAGAGGAUAGAAGUAACAUGGACGUAGCGUGUGAUUUUUAUCAUAAAUACAAAGAGGAUCUACGUCUGGCAAGAAGCAUCGGCACUCAAAUGUUCAAGUUAUCCUUUUCGUGGUCGAGACUUUUACCAAGUGGUUUUACGAAUCACGUGAGUAAGGACGGUGUACGAUUCUAUAACGAUGUACUUGACGAGAUAGCGGCGAACGGAAUGAUUCCUAUGGUUGUGCUGCUUCAAAUGGACCUGCCAUAUAAUCUGCAAAAAAUGGGCGGUUUAGCUAAUCCUCUGUUUAUUGACUGGUUCGAGCAGUACGCUCGAUUUGUUUUCACUACUUUCGGCGAUAAAGUGAAACAUUGGAUCACAGUUAAUGACCCAAAUUUGCUAUGUGCUGGUGGUUACGGCGACAUUAUGAUUCCGCUUUUGCAAUUAUCAGGAAUCGCGGAUUACAUUUGCGGACAUCACUUCCUGCUUGCUCAAGCGAGAGUCUAUCAUAUGUAUGAUCGUGAAUUUCGUCCCAGUCAGAAGGGUAAGAUAGGAUACUCUAUCUAUUUCCAAUACGCCCAACCAGCGGAUCCGUCAUCGCCAGACGACAUAUCCACUGCGGAAAGAGACUAUCAGUGGUUUCUCGGUUGGCUGUUGCAUCCAGUCUUCAGUAGCACCGGUGACUACACAGCUAUAAUGAAGGAAACCAUAGCUAAUCACAGUCGCAUACAGGGAUUUUCCAUGUCGCGUAUGCCGAGCUUCACGCAGGAGCAGAUUCAUGACGUGCGCGGCGCCUCAGAUUUCCUUGGAAUAAAUUUUUACUCGCACGAACUGGCAACGUCGUUGAACAACGUCGAUAUUCACUCUGUCGGUUUCGAUUUUGAUAGUGGCUCGUUGGCAGCGGAAGAAUUCAACUUUAAGGAUGCACCGGCUAUGUUCGGCAAACUAAUACGGCGUUUACAUGAAGAUUAUGGUGCUAUGUUUUACAUUACUGAAAAUGGUUUUUCGGAAGCCGCUUUAGAAGACAAGGCUAAGGUGGCGUAUUUGCGGGGACAUAUUGCAGAGGUGUUAAAAGCCGUACAAAAUGGCGUCAAUAUUCAAGGUUACCUGUUAUGGUCCUUAUUGGAUAAUUUCGAGCUGCCAUUUGGUUUUCAGCCAAAAUAUGGUAUUUUCCACGUCGACUUCAAGAAUCCGAAUCUUACCAGGACUCCAAGAUUGUCAUCCAAACUUAUAACUAAUAUUUACACAACGCGACGCUUGGAUUAAACAGCUUGAUAUUAUUCAAAUCACAAUGAAUGUUAAAUAUAAUCGGUAAUAUUGUAUAUAAUGAUAAGUAAUAAUUGAUGAUGUUUGAAUAUAAUUUAAGUGUACGAAAAAAUAAAGAAAAUCAAGAAUAUCAAUUGAA
Molecule: messenger RNA, 1716 nt
Organism: Odontomachus brunneus
Lineage: Eukaryota; Metazoa; Arthropoda; Insecta; Hymenoptera; Formicidae
Product: myrosinase 1-like
Exons: 7
Coding region: 99-1577 (492 amino acids)
Biological process (GO): carbohydrate metabolic process
Molecular function (GO): beta-glucosidase activity
Source: RefSeq, a predicted model, not a curated record